AUAUAUAUAUAUAUAUAUAUAUAUAUAUAAUCUAAAGACAAGGAGAUAUAAUAAGUACCAAAAAACACCCAUUUUAGACCAACUUUUAUUCAUAGACCAAUGGCAGAAGCAAGACAAAGGCUUGCGGUGGUGACAGGAGCAAAUAGGGGAGUUGGAUUCGCAAUAUGCAAGCAAUUGGGUUCUAAUGGAAUCAAAGUGGUGUUAGCAGCAAGGGAUGAGAAGAGGGGUCUUGAAGCUGUUAAGAAAUUGAAAGAGCUUGGACUUCCUGGCAAUGUAGUUUUUCAUCAAUUGGAUGUCACAGAUUCUGCAAGUAUUGCAUCAUUUGCAAAAUUCAUCACAACCCAGUUUGGUAAACUUGACAUCUUGGUAAAUAAUGCAGCAAUUGUAGGAGCAAAUGUGGAUGGUGAGGCUUUGGCUGCUCUUGGUGUUGUGGUAGAUCCUGGCCUUGUUGAUUGGGGGAAAAUAUACUCUGAAAACUACGCAUUAGUUGAAAAAAGCCUAAGAACUAACUAUUUUGGAACUAAGGAAUUAACGAGAGCUCUUAUUCCUCUUCUUCAGUGUUCAAACUUGCCAAAAAUUGUCAAUGUUUCUUCAUCUCUGGGAAGGUUGCAGGUUAUGCCAAACGGACGACCUAAAGGAGUACUAAGUGGUGUUGAAAAUCUCACUGAAGAAAAGAUUGAUGAAAUUUUGAGUGAAUUUCUAAAUGAUUAUAAGGAGGGUUCACAUGAAACCAAAGGUUGGCCCAUAUCUAAUUCUGGAUAUAUCGUUUCAAAAGUUGCUCUUAAUGCCUACACAAGAGUUCUUGCUAAGAAGUACCCUUCCUUUUCUAUAAACGCAAUAUCCCCUGGUUAUGUCAAAACAGAUAUGAAUCAUGGUAAUGGUGUCCUAACAUCUGAUGAAGGCGCUGAACCUAUCGUGAGAUUGGCGCUAUUGUACUAUGAUAGUCCUUCUGGCCUAUUUUUCUCUCGGGGUGAAGAGAAAUCAUUUUGAUAAAGGGAUAAUUUCAGCUUGAAAAAUAAAAUCACUGUCUAAGGAAUAAUAAUAUAUCAAAAAUAAGUUUAAACAUUAUUGAGAGUCUUGUUUUAAACUAAUUUUCAUGUACUAUACAAAUGAUGUUUUUGUAAUGUUAAACUUACUUUACAUUCUUUUUAAUAAAUAUGUUGGGA
Messenger RNA from Trifolium pratense (red clover), 1166 nucleotides. Its product is annotated as (+)-neomenthol dehydrogenase-like. The record is from RefSeq and is a predicted model, not a curated record. The transcript is spliced from 5 exons. Gene Ontology annotation, molecular function: oxidoreductase activity, acting on the CH-OH group of donors, NAD or NADP as acceptor. Gene Ontology annotation, cellular component: membrane. The coding region runs from base 100 to 990 and encodes 296 amino acids. Lineage: Eukaryota; Viridiplantae; Streptophyta; Magnoliopsida; Fabales; Fabaceae.